Candidula unifasciata is the source of this 1104-nucleotide messenger RNA. The record is from the annotation of a GenBank genome assembly. NCBI's taxonomy places the organism in Eukaryota, Metazoa, Mollusca, Gastropoda, Stylommatophora, Geomitridae.
AUGGGUAUUUAUUCGAUGUCGAUAACUGACAGUGUUACACUGCUAGGAGAAGAAAUUGCACGGGAAGCAAGUUAUUUGUUUGCAUAUUUUCGGAAUGUUCUAGCAAUCGUCGGGAUGAUCUAUGUGGCCUACAAAGUGUCCAGGUGCACCUCUAGAAUUGUUGAGGCGAUUCAAAUGCAUUUGAUUGGUCAACGCAGUGACAAGUGGGUGGAGAAAUAUGGUCCUUGGGCCGUGGUCACGGGCGGCAGUGAAGGAGUGGGCCACGCAUACGCUUACGAACUGGCUGCAAGGGGUCUCAACAUAGUCUUGCUCAGUCGCAAUGAAAGCAAACUUAAAGCAGCUAAAGCUGACAUUGAGUCCAGCUACCCCGUGACAGUUGAGUACAUCGUGGCAGACUUCGCCUCGGAAGCUCAGACAGAGUUGUACAAGAAAAUUGAGCAAAAGCUGGCCGAUAAGGACGUUGGUCUUUUGGUGAACAACGUUGGUGUCAUGUACGACUACCCGGAUGUGUUGCUCAACAUCAGUAGCGAGAAGCUUUGGCAGUUGAUACAUGUCAAUAUCGGAGCAGCCACAAUGAUGACUCACAUGCUGUUACCACAGAUGAUCAAACGUGGCAAAGGAGGGAUUGUGGUCAUCUCGUCAGGUUCAGCCACUCAUGCCACGCCGCAUAUGACAGUCUACUCCGCAACGAAGCGGUAUCUGGACUGCUUCAUCCAAGGCCUGGCCUACGAGUACCGGAACUCAGGCAUCACCUUCCAAUGUUUGGUUCCGUUCUUUAUUGUAACCAGCAUGAUGGACUACAGUAAGAUUCUCACCCAUCUAGGGAUGAUAGCGCCCUCUGCUGCAGUCUAUGCCAAGAGUGCCGUGGGAACACUGGGGCAGUCUUUUUGUACUGCGGGCUAUUUCCCCCACACUCUACAGUUGUGGAUUGCAAAGGCGGUGCCCAACUGGCUUUGGAUGUGGGGGUCUGAAAAAGUCAACAGUUUUCUCCGGAGAGAAGCCUUAGACCGGAAUGAACUGCAGCAGCAGAAGGGUGACAAAGACAAGAUCUCUAAAUAUAAAAUAGAGAUUAAUCGGGAACAAUCCCUAGAACAGUCCCAUUAA